Molecule: messenger RNA, 2527 nt
Organism: Gossypium raimondii (Peruvian cotton)
Lineage: Eukaryota; Viridiplantae; Streptophyta; Magnoliopsida; Malvales; Malvaceae
Product: probable LRR receptor-like serine/threonine-protein kinase At1g63430
Exons: 13
Coding region: 292-2286 (664 amino acids)
Biological process (GO): protein phosphorylation
Molecular function (GO): protein binding; protein kinase activity; ATP binding
Source: RefSeq, a predicted model, not a curated record
UAUUUUCAUAAUAUUCCCCCUUUUUUAUUUUCAAGUGAUUUUGCUUUCGUGGGUAGUUGAUAAAUCUUAAAGCUUUAAACCCAGUAGUUUUGCAUUAAAAGCUAGCAUCUUUAUAUCUCUUCAUUAUUUUGUUCUUGCUUUCUUUCAUUUUUCUUUGUACUUUUUUAAACAAAGAAUCCCCAUUUCCAGUAGAUUAAUGCACCAAAGCUUUGAACUUUACUUUUAGUUUCAGUUUUUUCAUAAAACCCACAUCUCUUGUUGAUGAAUUCUACUUGUUGGUGAUAAAAGAAAAUGAUGGCAUACAUUUAUUUGCUUCUUCUAUUUCUUUCUUAUGGUGUUUCUUUGGUCACUUCUCGUUCUUUUCCUAGUGAUGAAGUUAUGGCUCUUACAACAUUUAAGGAAGAUAUAUAUGAAGACCCACAUCUGGUUCUGUCAAAUUGGAAUGUUUUAGAUUCUGAUCCUUGUGAAUGGUUUGGGAUUACUUGUAAUAAAGAGAGACAACAUGUUAUAAAGAUAAACAUAUCAUCUUCAUCUUUGAAGGGAUUUCUUGCACCAGAAAUAGGCCAAAUUACCUACUUACAAGAACUAACUUUACAAAAAAACAAGCUGUUAGGGAUAAUACCGAAAGAACUCGGCAUGUUGAAGUUCCUCAAAGUCUUGGAUCUAGGGAUGAACCGGUUGACUGGUCCGAUUCCUCCGGAGCUAGGGAAUUUAUCGAGUGUGGUGAAGAUAAAUCUUCAGUCAAAUGGGUUAACAGGAAGCCUGCCUGCUGAGCUCGGCAACUUAAAGUAUCUUGAGGAACUUCGACUCGAUAGAAAUAGACUUAAAGGAGCUGUUCCUGCUUAUAGCAAUUCAACAUUUACAGCUAAUACGCGUGGAAUGUAUGCGACACAUUCAAACUUACCCGGACUUUGUAGCUCAUCUCAGUUAAAAGUGGCGGAUUUCUCCUAUAAUUUUUUGAUUGGAAGAAUUCCGAAGUGCUUGGAACACCUUCCGAGCGCAAGCUUUCAAGGGAACUGUCUUCAGGCCAACAAUACUAAACAGCGUCCCAGCUCACAAUGCGGUAUAUACAUACACUGUGCCGAGUCUUCUGAAAGUCACCAAGCACCCAGCCCUAAGCAUCAGCGUGCCGAAGAUGUUGCAAAGCGUAUGAAAGCAUCGAAACCCGCGUGGCUCUUGGCACUUGAAAUCGUGACGGGAAUUAUGGUGGGAUCUCUCUUUCUCGUCGCUCUCCUUACCGCUUUCCAGAGAUGCAAUAGCAAGUCCGCAAUCAUAAUCCCUUGGAAAAAGUCCGGGAGUGGGAAGGAUCAUGUGGUGGUGUAUAUAGAUUCUGAGUUAUUGAAAGACGUCACUAAAUUUAGCAGGCAAGAGCUCGAAGUAGCUUGUGAAGACUUUAGCAACAUUAUCGGUUCUUCUCCUGACAGUUUGGUCUAUAAAGGUACCAUGAAGGGUGGGCCGGAAAUUGCUGUGAUAUCCCUCUGCAUUAAAGAAGAGCGCUGGACUGGUUAUCUCGAGCUCUAUUACCAAAGAGAGGUGGCAGAAUUGGCAAGAUUGAAUCACGAGAACAUAGGGAAAUUAUUAGGUUACUGUAGAGAGAGCACUCCAUUUACGAGGAUGCUUGUUUUCGAAUACGCAUCAAAUGGAACACUUUAUGAGCAUUUGCAUUACGGUGAAGGAUCUCAAUUAUAUUGGACAAGGCGAAUGAGAAUUAUUCUCGGCAUUGCUCGAGGACUUAAAUAUCUUCAUACAGAACUUGAUCCACCAUUCACUAUAUUAGAGUUAAACUCAAGUGCCGUGUAUCUUACAGAGGAUUUUUCUCCCAAGUUGGUUGAUUUCGAAAGUUGGAAAAGUAUUCUUUCCAGAUCGGAAAAGAACUCCGGCUCCGUCGGCAACAAUGGAGCCGUUUGUCUACUUCCUAAUUCCGUUGAAAAACGCCAUGUAGACAUCCACGGAAACAUCCAUGCAUUCGGUAUACUUAUGCUUGAAAUAAUCAGUGGGAGGCCUCCAUUUUGCAAGGAUAAAGGUUCCUUGAUAGAUUGGGCGAAGGACUAUCUCGAGUUACCGGAAGUAAUGUCUUACCUAUUAGACCCGGAGUUAAAACAUUUCAGAUACGAAGACCUCAAAGCUAUCUGCGAAGUUAUAUGCCUUUGUAUUCAACCAGACUCUUCGAAACAACCAUCGAUGGACGAAAUAAGCUCGGUUUUGGAGAGUAAGAUUGACACAUCGGUUUCGAUCGAGUUCAAAUCGUCUUCUUUGGCGUGGGCUGAACUUGCUCUCUCAUCAUGAUUGAUUUAAAAGCUGAACACACUGUACAUCAAAUACAUACAGUUUUACAACCCCUUUUUUAUCUUUGUAAAUGCUUCUGCCAUGCCAAACAAAGAUAAACAUUUGGCUUCACUUAUAUACCCAUUGGAUGUUGAGAAAAAAAAAAUCUCUGAAAUCAUAAAACAUUUGAUUAUGUUUGUAAAUUAUGUUGAUGUUGUUCUUAGCAUCAUACACAAAGAAAUUGUUGGUUUUAUUGCUUCUA